Molecule: messenger RNA, 1020 nt
Organism: Rotaria socialis
Lineage: Eukaryota; Metazoa; Rotifera; Eurotatoria; Philodinida; Philodinidae
Source: the annotation of a GenBank genome assembly
AUGAUGAAGCUAUUUGUUUUACUUUCUCUGGCAAUAACAUUAGUACAAAUUAGUUUAAACAAUGUAACAGCAUGCUCGUCAGACGCAUGGAAUAACAAUGGAACACGAGUAGCUCAAACUAGUCUUCCUGAAGAUGUAUUUGUUGAUACGGACGGUAGCAUAUAUGUACCAGACAAUUCUAAUCGUAUACAAAAAUGGUCAGCGGGCGCUAAAGAUCCAAUUAUUGUUGCAGGUGGAAGCUCGGGAUCUGGUAUGAAUCAAUUAAAAAAUCCAGUGGGUAUUUUUGUACGAAAUAAUAAUAUGUACAUUAUUGAUAAUGGCAAUUUUCGCAUUCAAAAAUGGGCUUUUGGUGCCACAAGUGGUAUAACCGUUGCUGGAGGAAAUUCAAAAGGCUCUGCACUAAAUCAACUAAGCAAUUGUUAUGGUAUUUAUGUAGAUGAUAAAGAAAAUAUUUACAUAGCCGAUAGAGAUAAUAACCGCGUCGUCAAAUGGGCACCUGGUGCAACUCAAGGUAUCGUAGUAGCGGGUGGUAACGGAGAAGGUAGCAAGUCAAAUCAAUUGAUAUUUCCUAUCGGCAUCGAUCUAGACAAAGAUGAUAAUAUAUAUAUAGCAGAUUAUUAUAAUGAUCGUAUUCAAAUGUGGCCAAAAGGAGCGACUAAUGGUAUGACAGUGGCAGGAGGAAAUGGAGGAGGAAGUGAUCCAAAUCAAUUAUCUUUACCAAGAGCAGUUUCAGUUGAUCGACAUAAGAAUGUAUAUGUGCUCGAUACUUUCAAUAAUCGAAUACAAAAAUGGACACCUGGCGCAUUACGUGGCAUUACAAUAAUUGGAAAUGAUGGACCCGGUACUCGAUCAAAUCAACUGAAAUCGCCAUUUGGAAUGAGAUUUGAUUCGAAAAAUAAUAUAUUUGUUGCUGAUACAUACAAUUACCGUAUACAAAAAUUUAGCUGUGGUAAGUACAUAGACGAUAUCUAUUCAAAUACUAAUGUAGAAUUGGGCUCAUUGGGUUUUAUCUCGAUAUAA